Messenger RNA from Henningerozyma blattae CBS 6284, 2118 nucleotides. It is a transcript of the gene FAA1, whose product is annotated as long-chain fatty acid-CoA ligase FAA1. The transcript has a single exon. Lineage: Eukaryota; Fungi; Ascomycota; Saccharomycetes; Saccharomycetales; Saccharomycetaceae. Gene Ontology annotation, molecular function: long-chain fatty acid-CoA ligase activity. Gene Ontology annotation, biological process: long-chain fatty-acyl-CoA metabolic process; long-chain fatty acid metabolic process. The record is from RefSeq and is a predicted model, not a curated record. Gene Ontology annotation, cellular component: endoplasmic reticulum; plasma membrane; lipid droplet. Bases 1 to 2118 code for a protein of 705 amino acids.
AUGGCUAAAUUGUAUUCUGUUGAAGUAGGUCCACAAAAGGACAAGACUGAAACAGCUCCAAGAAGAGCUACUUAUGCUAAAGAAGGUUCUAUUGAAAGACCUAAGGAUUUCAAAAGUAAGACGGUUUAUGAAUUUGCAUUAGAAUGUUGCCAACGUGGUAAAGAUAGAAAAGCUCUUGGUUGGAGAAACAUCAUCGAUGUGGUUACAGAGAAGAAAAUUAUUAAAAAAACAAUCAAUGGUAAAGAAACUGAAGUGGAGAAAAAUUGGUCUUAUUAUCACUUGAGUGACUAUAAGUACAUUACUUAUGUUCAAUUGGCAUCUAACAUCCAUGCUAUUGGUCGUGGGCUGAUCGAUUUGGGGUUGAAACCGGGCGAAUCUGACAAAGUGCACAUCUAUGCAAGCACUUCUCAAAAAUGGCUGCAAAUGUUUUUAGGGGCUCAAUCUCAAUCGAUCUCCACUGUGACUGCUUAUGAUACUUUAGGUGAAUCUGGGUUGACCCACUCAAUGAUUCAAACUGAUUCUAGAGCAGUUUUCACAGAUAACGCUCUUUUACAUACGUUGAUUAAUCCUUUGAAGAAUACUAAAGUCAAUAUCAAAUUUUUGAUUCAUUCCGAACCAAUAGACCCCAAAGAUAAGAGAUUCAACGGUAAGUUAUACCAAGAUGCUCAUGAUGCUAUGGAGAAGAUUAAAGAGAUUAGACCAGAUUUGAAAAUCGUUUCUUUUGAUAAAUUGAUUUCAAACGGUGAUGCAAAGAAGGAUUCUAUAGAUAUUCAUCCACCAAAGGCAGAUGACUUAUCUUGUAUCAUGUAUACUUCAGGUUCCACUGGGGAUCCAAAAGGUGUUGUGUUAACUCAUAAGAAUAUUGUUGCUGGUGUCGGUGGUGCAAGUAUUAACGUUUUAGGGUUUGUAGGUGCCGGUGAUCGUAUUAUUGCCUUUUUACCCUUGGCACAUAUUUUUGAAUUGGUCUUUGAAUUGUUGGCCUUGUAUUGGGGGUCUAUCAUCGGUUAUGCUACCGUUAAGACUUUGACAAACACUUCUGUAAGAAAUUGUACUGGUGAUUUGGAAGCUUUUAAACCAACUGUCAUGGUCGGUGUCGCAGCUGUUUGGGAAACUGUUCGUAAAGGUAUAUUGUCACAAAUUGAAAAAUUACCAGGUUACAAACAAAAAUUAUUUUGGUCAGUGUAUUAUUCCAAGAUUAAUAUGAAAAAUUAUCAUAUCCCAGGUGGUGACACUCUAGGUAAUUUAGUCUUUGGUAAAGUUAAACAAGCUACCGGUGGUCAUUUGAAGUAUAUUUUGAACGGUGGGUCUCCAAUUUCAAGAGAUGCUCAGGAAUUUAUCACCACUUUAAUUUGUCCAAUGUUGUUAGGUUAUGGGUUAACUGAAACUUGUGCCUCUACUACAAUUACAUAUCCAAACCAUUUUACUUUAGGUGUAGCUGGUGAUUUAACUUCUUGUGUCACUGUUAAAUUAAGAGAUUGUGAAGAAUUGAAUUAUUUGGCAAGAAACAAUCAAGGUGAAGUCUUAAUCAAAGGUCCAAACGUUACAUCUGAAUAUUAUAAGAAUCCUGAAGAAACUAAAAACGCUUUCACUGAAGAUGGUUGGUUCUGUACUGGUGAUAUUGGUGAAUGGACACCAAAUGGUCAAUUAAAGAUUAUUGAUCGUAAGAAGAAUUUGGUAAAGACUCAAAACGGUGAAUAUAUCGCUUUGGAAAAAUUAGAAUCCAUUUAUAGAUCAAAUAAGUAUGUUGCCAACAUUUGUGUCUAUGCUGAUCAAACAAAGACAAAGCCAGUAGGCAUUGUAGUACCAAAUAUUCCACAAGUGAUUACUUUGGCUAAAUCGUUGAAUUUAUUGACUCCAAAACAAUUGGAAAUUGUGCCUGAUGAUGAAGAUACAAUGAAAGAAUUAUUAAGCAAUCCAAAAUUAAUUGAAAAAAUUCAUUCAGAAAUGUUAGACACUGGUAAAAAACAAGGGUUAACCGGGAUAGAAUUCUUACAAGGGAUCGUCUUAUUCGAUGGUGAAUGGACCCCACAAAAUGGUUAUGUCACUUCCGCAUCAAAGCUAAAGAGGAGAAAGAUUUUGGAAACAGUUCAAUCUAAUGUUGAUAAGUUGUAUGGUUAA